ACAUACACGAUUUUUGCACUUCAUGCAUGCUUUUAGACUAGUAUAAAAUAGUAUAGUGGUUGGACAGGGUGUCAUUAUUGAACUAUCCUUCGCUAGUUUCAAUUACAGUGAUUUAAAUCAAGUAACAAUGGUUAAAAAUGUUAUUUUCUGGAUGGCAGCCGCGGUGUUGUGUGCGGCGAGUGCUUCUUCCCUGAGUGCAGACCAGCAGGCUAUCAUCCAGUCGAAGCUCCUGACCAGCGGCCUGUCCUGCAUCAAGGACCACCCUCUGACAAUAGCAGAGAUUAAGGUCCUGAAAGACAAGAUGCUGCCAGAUGGGAAGAACGCCAAGUGCUUCUCUGCUUGUUUGUUCAAGAAGAUUGGUGUUAUGGACGACAUGGGCAAAUUCAACCCGGAUGGCGUAAGGAAGAACGCGCAGCAACUGUUCAAAAACGACGACGAGCACUUGAUGAAAGUAGAAGAAGUCAUUACAAAGUGCUCUGCCGUGAAUGACGCCUCAACGUCCGACGGUAACAUGGGUUGUGAUCGAGCGAAGUUAGUUUUUGACUGCUUAACUGGUUAUGCGGAUAAAUUCGGCUUCAACAUCAAUUGUUUCUAUGAAGUCUUCAAUGGCUUUGAGCUCGUCCCCAUCGCCGAAAAUGUCCUUGGCUCCGAUAUUCUUGAGCACGCAGGCGCUGAAGCAGGCUGCCUCCUGACCCUCGGGGAACUCCCUGCUCUUGAAGGCAGCGAUGACCUCCUCAGUGAUGUUGUUCUCUUUGGCGCAUUUCUCGCCAACCGUCUCGAAGGUUGCCUGGAUACGGACCUUAUGCUCUUCUUUUUGAGUUUAUAUAAAUGCGUUUACACAACUUUACACCUUGUUAUUGCCAUUUUUAAAUCAUCGGGAACAGUUUGGUGUGGAAAGAUGUUUGCUCUUGUGCUGAAUAUUCUAUUUGUUUCUUCUUUAAUUCAAUUGAACGUUGAGGCGGAUUCCCAGCAAGAAUUACAGAAGCAGUAUAUGGCCGCCCUGAGAGAAUGUUCCCAAGAAUAUACCCUUUCACCUGAGGAUUUAGAAGAGCUGAAGAAUUCUAAGAUGCCCGACAGUGAGAAAGUUAAGUGUUACUUCGCUUGCGCCUAUAAGAGGGCUGGUAUGAUGGACGGAGAAGGAAAAUUUUGGGGUGAGAACGUGAGGAAGAUGUCUUUACAGCAAUAUGGGAAUGACGAGAGUGUUGUUCAGAAGAUUAACCACUUUAUUGACGCCUGCAAUAAGGUGAAUGAAGUCCAAGUCAGUGACGGAGAAAAGGGCUGCGAACGCGCAGCACUCAUGUUCAAGUGCAGCAAUGAGCAUGCUUCCGAACUUGGAUUCAUCUAAGAACACCAGACAAAAUAUUUUAAUUUUUUGAUAUUGUUGCCUGUACGGAUAAUUUCACGAAAUAAAAUCAUUCGCC
Molecule: messenger RNA, 1421 nt
Organism: Ostrinia nubilalis (European corn borer)
Lineage: Eukaryota; Metazoa; Arthropoda; Insecta; Lepidoptera; Crambidae
Exons: 12
Coding region: 128-1345 (405 amino acids)
Biological process (GO): sensory perception of smell
Molecular function (GO): odorant binding
Source: RefSeq, a predicted model, not a curated record